Molecule: messenger RNA, 3895 nt
Organism: Zeugodacus cucurbitae (melon fly)
Lineage: Eukaryota; Metazoa; Arthropoda; Insecta; Diptera; Tephritidae
Product: neprilysin-4-like
Exons: 1
Coding region: 756-2885 (709 amino acids)
Biological process (GO): protein processing
Cellular component (GO): plasma membrane
Molecular function (GO): metalloendopeptidase activity
Source: RefSeq, a predicted model, not a curated record
UUAUUAUACUUUAAGGAUAAAAUUGUAUAUCGUUGAUGGUACAUAGCCUAAUAAAAUAUAUCUACAUUGACUAUAUGUGUACGAGUAUUUUACAUACAUAUAUAUGUAGUUUAAUUUAAAACGCCGGGCUCACUAAAUAUACUAAACAAAUACUUUAAAAUCGCUCAACCUAUAAGUACAUACAUACCAUUGUACUCACAUGUACGAGUAUAGGAAUAAGGAAAGUUAACAAAUAUUUAUUCGAAUGGAUUAUUCAUAACUGGAUAAGGUGUCCUAGACCACCACCGUUAUGCAAAUCACUAAGAUGAUCCAUCCAUUGCCUUAUAGCGAUCUUCCAACUGUUUGAUAUUUUGACUUUUGCUAUAAAAUUGAUCUUCUUCAUAAGCGAUUCAUUGUGGUCAGAUUUGUAUGAAGCAAUUUUGAACAAUUACGCACUGUUUUAAUUGAUUUAAGAUACCGCGCAUUGUCCAGAUUCUCGUACACAGAAAGGAAGGUCUAAUAUACCAAAUACAUGGAUCCGAUCGACCGGCAGUCUCUCAUAGAAACGAUACGAACUUUUCUGCCGUCCUGAUAUGUAUGUAUGCGUACAAUUACUAUGCACAUACAUGUGUUAAAAUGCAAAUACAUAUGAACACUAAUUGAAAAGGAAAAAUGUAUAUAUUUUGCCGAUAACCUAUGUAUGUCUGCUUCCGAAUCGAAUUCGAGUGGUCAUUACUUUAGCGACAGUUGUACUUUCUAAACGGUAGUGACGAAAAAUGCUCAGCAUCAAACCGCAAUCGACAGUCGUUAAGAGAAUGUGUUCAGUCAAACAGCAGAUUUUGGUGAUUUUGCGGUAUUUAGUGUGUUUAGCCUAUCUCACUACCGAAUAUGCUGGCGCAGAACGAAUAAUCAAUACCGAUUACGAUUUCACUACGGAAAAUGCACGCGAAGUUCUACGCCUUUCAAAGGCUGCAGAAAUGGUUAAUUAUAUGCAUCCGCAGAUGGAUCCUUGCGAUGACUUUUACCGUUAUGCCUGUGGUAAUUGGCAGGAAAUAAAUCCAGCACGCUUUUCGGAUGGAAAGACUGGCAUAUUUAAUGUUCUAAAGAAUGCCUACAACCGGCGUGUGGUGCGUUGGAUGCGUAAACCCAAACGGAGCAAUGAAUCCGAUAUGGAUCGCAAAGUAAAGUAUUUCUAUGAGUCUUGUUUGAAUAAAACAGAUUUACGAAAGAAUUAUCGCCAGAAGCUACUUUCUGUGUUAGAAGAAUUCGGGGGAAUGCCGGCACUGAAAGGGUCACUUUGGCAGGUUAAUAAAUUUGAUUGGUUGGAAGUGGUUGCAGUUAUUCUGCGAAAAUAUGGCAAGCAGAUCAUUUUAGGCGCGGACGUAUUCGCCGAUUUGACUAAUAACGAAGUGAAUCGCUUAUAUUUGGGACAAUUGGAUAAGUUGGUGACACCACGUGCUGCUGAAUAUUACGCGGUGUUAGCUGUCGCCAGGCAAAUGGAAAUGCACACUGUAUUGGGAAUGAGCCUGCCGUUGGCCUCCAAAACAGCGAUCGAAAUUGUUGAUUUCGAAAGGAGGCUUGCGGAAGGAAAAAUCGAUGCAGAUAAGGGUUUUGGCAUGGAAGACAAAGCUCAACUGACUUUGCUUGAAGUGAUGACCGAUAAUUAUAAGCCAACGCUUAAUUUUACACAUUUCGUCAAUGUUUGGCUGGGUCAUCCAUAUGUGUUGCCCGUUUAUGAAUACGUCGAACCAUACAUAAACAACUUGCGCAGAGUAAUUGAGGAAACACCCAAGGAAGUCGUUGCUAAUUAUAUCAUGUGGGAGCUGUUACAGGAUUUUCGUAUAGAAGCCAAUGACUCCGAUGAGAAGCAUCGUAACAGAUGCGUGGAGCGAACCAAACGUUAUUUUGUCAAAUACGUAGACCAUAUAGUAUACCAGCAAUUAUUCACCAAAAACAAACAAAUUUAUACUGAGAUACAAAUGUUGUGGUUUGAAUUAAAAAAUGUUUUUAGGGACUUAUUGCAGUCAGAGGGAAACAAUUGGAUGUCGGAGUCCACACGUAAUAAGGCAUUGGAGAAACUAUCGGCCAUGUCCAUGGAGAUUAAUUCAUAUGAUCAAGAGAAUUUCGAGAAAUUAUAUGAUGCCUUGGUAAUCAGCACUGAUAGCUACUUCGAAAAUGUCGUUAAUAUUCUAGAGUUACGUGGGCGCAAUUAUCGUCUACGUCUUUUAGAACCUCCAAAGCUUGAUGAGGGAGAAACUCUUAGCUUUACACCUGCUUACGCAGCUGAAUACAACAAAGUUCUUAUUCCAGUCGCCUUUUUGCAGCCUCGUUUUCUUUGGGACAGUGCUUACCCGUCAACACUCAAAUACUCCACAAUUGGCUUCAUUAUUGCACAUGAAAUGGCUCAUGGUUUCGAUGCCAUCUCACGUAAAUACGACGCUCGAGGUAACCUAAAAAAUUGGUGGGAUCGUACGUCUACUGAAGAUUUUGCCAAACGGAAGGAGUGUCUCAAGCAACAGUACAGCGGAUACCGAUAUAAUGGUCGGAAAUUGCCAAAAACAAAUGCCCAGGAUGAAAAUAUCGCCGACAAUGUGGGCGUUCGCAUUGCUUAUAACGCUUACCAGCAGUGGAUGCGGCAGCAUGAUGAUAAUUCGACGUUGCUGCAGUAUGAGAGACUGCCAAAAAUAAAUUUGUCGCCAAAACAACUAUUCUUUUUGAGUUUAGCCCAAGUUUGGUGUACCGAUGUGAAUCGCAAUUGGCGUGAAAUUCUAAUUGCCACUGAUGUACAUGCGCCUGAGGAGGUGCGGGUUAUUGGAAUGCUAUCGAAUUUCGAAGAAUUUGCAAAGGAAUUCCAGUGUGAACCGAGCGCGCGGAUGAGCCCGAAGCGGAGAUGUGUUAUUUAUUGAAAAGGCCAACAGCAUACAUUCGAUUUUAUUGUUAUAUCGCACAAAUAAGAAUAAACGUAGAACAAUGUAGCUACAACUACAAGUAUACUAUUUAGUGAUUUAUGUACGAAUGACUGUUAGCUAUUAAUAUUCUCGUGACCAUGGAUUUGCGGAAGUGUUGAAAAAUAAGAUCGAGAAGAACAUGUACGAGUACAAUGUCAAGUACGCCUCCUUUUGAUUACAAAAUAACAAAAUAUGUACUUUCGUUAUCGCUUAAAAAAAUUUAAAAUUAUGAAUAUGUGUUCGCAAAUCCAGCGUUAAUUAGUGGUUCCGGAUUUUAGACCUAUGGACCGGUGGCUUCACUUAAUGAUGAAUUCUUUUCACCACAUUUGUUAAAUAAAUAUAUUUAAUCGUUUAUUUUUAGAAAAUUCUGUACUUACCAAAACUUUGGCUCACCCAUAUACCGACCAUAUCCAAUUUCAGCAAAGUGUAGUAGACGUGUUCUCCACUUUCAAUAUUCAUAAAGAGAUGGUAAAUAAAACUUCCACACCAUGGUGCUACCGAGCCGAAAAGAUGGCAAAAUGAUAAAAACCGGUAUUCCUGCUCCCAUGGCAUAAGACCUGGUACAAUUGCCAAUAUGUAGAAAAUCGGUAUGGCUGUGAAUUAGACAAACAAUCCUUAAAUUAUGAUAUUUCUAAUAAAGUGCAUAUUAUAUAUGGUACAAAUACAAAAUUUCUUAUGUAUUCCAUUGAUAUUGAUAAACAUAUAAAUAACUACAUAGAUGGAAAUAGCCGUAAUAAGGGAUCCACAUGAUUAUUAUUAAUACAUUGUAUAAUAAAAACUGUAGUAUGUAUUGUGAUCAAUAUUCUAUCACACUAUCUGUGUCAACAUCUCAUAGUCGGAGAUAUUCAUACAAGCACGCAAACCAUACGGAUUCUCUUUAUUCUCAAUAUUUACACACAACACCGAAAAGAGUAAUCACAACAGUACUAUACAAUAAUACAAUGAACAAAAUAUAAAUCAAUUUGCGC